AUGUUCAACUUUUCAAGCCUUGUGCAGAAGGCCCAAUCGUUCAUUGACCCUACACAAGCCCUCAACAUAUCUGCGUCCGACCGCAAUCCUGCGAAAUCCACGCUCUUCCGCCAUCAGUUUCGACUGCCGGAUACACAAACCCCUCUACAAGAGAUCAAUGCGGAGCUUACAAUCAGUCCGCCCAUCGCAUAUGCUCCAAAUGCCACACAAGGGGAGAAAGACAGAGAUCGGGACAGAGGCUAUCAUUACGCUGGGAAGCUCCAUCUGAGUGAAGCUUACCUGUGCUUCUCAACACAGCCUACAAGCUUCCUACAGACAGCAAGUACGAGCACAUCAUCUGGAUUCACCGGGCAAACACAUGGUGCCGGACCUGGUGGCAAUGGUUUUACGCUUCCCUUAUGUGCUAUCAGACGUGUCGAGCGGCUGCAUAGCCAAAGCUACCAGUUUGCCUUGGCGAUCACGACAUGGAAUGGAAUCAGCAAUACACCCGCAACCGACUCAAAAACUCCCGUCUACCAGCAGAAGAUCACAAUACAACUCGCUGGCACCCGCCAGGCUUGUGAAAGGUUUUGCGAUGGGUUGAAAAAGGGCCUCAAAUCAGGCGUGGGCGAUGUUGGCAAGUUGAAAAGAGUGGUCUCAGAGUGCUACUCGGAACAUUUGCUUUCUGGCGAUAGCAAGAAAUCUGAUCCACCCGAUGCAGGACUGGGCAUGAUUUUCAAAUAUCCUGGGGAUGCCAAGAAGCUACGCGAUAGAAGCAAGAUGAGGCUAUGGGCAGAGUAUCUACGAGAUAACGGACGGAAUGUCACGCUGAUACGUCAGCCAACGUUUCACAAGCUCAUCCGUGUCGGAUUGCCGAAUCGGCUCCGAGGAGAGAUAUGGGAGCUGACAUCUGGAUCUUUAUUCCUACGCUUGGAGCAUCCGACGCUAUACCAAGAAACUUUGGCAAAAUUCGAGGGUAGAGACUCUCUUGCGAUUGAUGAAAUCGAGAAAGAUUUGAACCGAAGUCUUCCAGAAUAUCCCGGAUUCCAAAGCGAGCAAGGAAUCGGUCGUCUGAGAAGAGUACUCACAGCCUAUAGUUGGAUCAAUGAGGAGGUCGGAUACUGCCAAGCCAUGAACAUCGUCGUUGCAGCGUUACUCAUAUACAUGUCGGAAUCUCAGGCGUUCUUUCUCCUGUCUGCGCUCUGUGACAGACUGCUGCCGGGAUACUAUUCAACGACCAUGUACGGCACGUUGCUUGAUCAACGAGUUUUCGAGUCCCUCGUGGAGAAGACCAUGCCAAUCCUUUGGGACCAUCUGGUUAAAUCAGACGUUCAGCUUUCCGUUGUCUCCCUGCCAUGGUUCUUAUCACUAUAUAUUAACUCGAUGCCUCUGGUCUUCGCCUUUCGCGUUUUAGAUGUUUUCUUUCUCGAGGGCCCAAAGGUCCUAUUUCAGGUUGGACUGGCCAUUUUACGUAUUAAUGGGGAGGAACUUCUGGACGCCACCGAUGAUGGCGCUUUCAUAUCUGUGUUAAAAUCAUACUUUUCAAAAUUGGACGAAUCAGCGCAUCCAAAAUCGGAAAAUGUGAAGCUCAGAGCAGUUACUCGCUUCCAAGAGCUUAUGGUUGUCGCCUUCAAAGAGUUCUCGGGCAUCACACAAAGCAGUAUCUCGGAACAGCGGAUGAAGCAUAAGGAUAGUGUCCUGAAUAACAUAGAGAGCUUCGCAAAACGAACUUCGAUACGCAACCUGGGCCCAGAUAGCAAACGACUGAGCGUUGAUGAGCUGGGUGCCCUAUAUGAUAGAUUCUAUGGAAUACUGUACGAGCGGCAGCAGAGAAAUCAAAUGAUACAAGAAGAGGCGGAAAGGCGAGCGAAAGCCAGCAGAGCAAUGGCAGCCGAAGUCGUCAACGGGCUUUCUGAGACUCAGAGUAUCGAAAAGGGUCGUGUGGGCUUAGGACCAAGCCCUACGCUGAUGGACUACGAUGGAUUUCGGGAGUUCCUUGCGGGGAUGGCUAAGUGGGCUAUCACCGAUUCCCCAUCAUCUCCGGAGAAGGAGAACUUCUCAGAGCGGGAGAAGCAUUCAUAUUUUGGUAAUAGCGUGCGACGCAGGGAGCUGUCACCAUGGGGUGGUAAGCCCGAACCAGCGGACCACGAGUUUAUGCAGCGACUAUUUCGACGAUGGGAUGUGGACAUGAACUCGGCUUUGACCUUACAGAAUGUCGUUGCCGGUUUGGCCCAUAUAAAAGGGAAGGGGGAUAUUAUGGGCAGUAUCACAUACUUCUUCGAGCUUUACGACGACGAUGGCGACGGGAAAGUUGAUCGCGAGGGGAUACUACGGAUAUCUGAAGCGCUUCUCUUCCUGUCUCGUAGAGGGCUAGAAGGUUCAUUGACCCCGUCGAGUUCGAUGACAGGUUUGAGCGAGUAUGAAGCUGGAACGGGGGGUCUAAUUGAUGGAGCUCAAGGAAGCACAAACGAGCGGUUUCUCAGCAGCGUCAGUGCCUUCAUCCGACGAUGUUUUGAAUACGCCGACCCAGAUCAUCCACAAAAUCACGAAGACACUCCAAAUAACAAAAACAAUUCCGGCGUUGGCAAAGACAGUGAUGACGGGGAAGAUCUCCUUGAUCUCGGCUCACCAGAUACUGAAACAGCUCCAUCGAGAGGCAAUAAGCCCACCGGUCUUGCGGCCGUACCACCCCCCUCAUCAAAUCCAGUGGGCAUAGAGGCCCGACGAAGCUCCUCCAAGGCCCAAGCCGCAGCCGCAAAUGCGGCGCUAGACCCCUCCAAACCACUGCACAUUACGCUCCCGACUUUCCGCAUGGUCGUACUUGCCGACGAGCUCCUCGAGCAAUUCUUCGAAUCUUCCUUCCCCGCCUCCUUCCACAUCACCGACAAAAUCGCUCCUACGCCAGUUACCUCUUCGUCCCCCCUCACAACGUUCGCCAACCUCGGUUUCAACCGCCGGACCGCAACUCCCACGACUGCGGGUGUAGGCGGCACUGGAUCAGCGGGUCUCGUGCCCCCCGGCAAAGGCCUCCGCGGCGUGCUCGACAACAUUGUCACGGACGGCAUGCGCGUGGCGGCUGAGGUACGACGCCGGAUGGAUGAGGCGCAGAAGGAGAUGGAGAAGAAUGCCCUGCAGCGACCCGACGACGACGAUGAAGAUGACGACGGGUACGAGUCUCGAACACCUGGUGGAUAUGGUGCAGAUGCCGAGCGCAGGAGUGUCCGGAGUGAAGAUCGGGAUCUGCUUGAGGGCGCGGAUGCAGAGGCAGGGAGCAGUAAGGGUCAGGAUGGUGUCAAGACGACGAACUUGAGCCCGGUUAGUUCUGGAUCAGGAACGGGAGCUGGAGGCCGGUCAAGGAGCGCUAGUACAGCUACGCAGAAGGUGGUGGAGUUUGAGCGGUGA
Amorphotheca resinae ATCC 22711 is the source of this 3381-nucleotide messenger RNA. RefSeq lists its product as hypothetical. NCBI's taxonomy places the organism in Eukaryota, Fungi, Ascomycota, Leotiomycetes, Helotiales, Amorphothecaceae. The record is from RefSeq and is a predicted model, not a curated record. The transcript is spliced from 2 exons. The coding region runs from base 1 to 3381 and encodes 1126 amino acids.